AUGUACCCUGAGCUCCGACACAAAACCGUCUUUGUAACCUCAAAUUGCCCCUUCUGGGCAAGCAGAUUUGCUCUUGCAGGGCACCAGCUGAGGCAGAAGAACAUGGGGAAGCACUCACGCAAAUCUCGGGGCUCAUGCGGGAGCCAAACCCGGGAUAUCGGCUUCCUACUGACCCAGCCGUCUAGACCUAAAAUGGCAGAUCCAAUGGCUGUCACACCACAAGGAUCCACUGCGGCCUCAGAGGAGAAAGACCCAGAAGUGGAGGAACGGCAGCAUGACCCGCAAUGGCCCACAAAAACAGAUAUCACUGCAAUUGUGAUAGAGAUCAAAGCCUACAUUGCCUCGGAAAUGGCGGUCCUGAAAACGGACCUCAACACUCUGGCAAGCAGGAUGACCUCCACAGAGGACGCUGUCAGCAGCCUUGGAGUCAAACAAGACACCACAGCAGCUCAACUACAUAAGGUAUCACAUAAGUGUGCAGAAUUAACAGCAAAAGUGGGACAGCUGGAAGACAUGGCAAAGCAGCGCAAUUUAAAAAUCCGUAGGAUCCCAGACACUAUUGAUGCUAGUGAGCUCCCACAGUUCAUCAAGAGGCUACUCUCCCCUACCCUAACACCCAAACAGGCAAAAGGAACGCUGCUGGAUGGGGUAUACCGCCUCCCAGGGAACAGUACCACCAAGUGCCCUGGAUCCAGAGAUGUCAUAAUAAGUCUUCGAUCACGAACUGACAAGGACACAUUUGUGGCACAAGUCAAAGGCUAA
This is a messenger RNA of Pelobates cultripes (western spadefoot toad), 762 nucleotides long. The record is from the annotation of a GenBank genome assembly. NCBI's taxonomy places the organism in Eukaryota, Metazoa, Chordata, Amphibia, Anura, Pelobatidae.